Lineus longissimus is the source of this 2051-nucleotide messenger RNA. RefSeq lists its product as uncharacterized. Lineage: Eukaryota; Metazoa; Nemertea; Pilidiophora; Heteronemertea; Lineidae. The transcript has 2 exons. Bases 136 to 1341 code for a protein of 401 amino acids. The record is from RefSeq and is a predicted model, not a curated record. Gene Ontology annotation, molecular function: metal ion binding; ubiquitin protein ligase activity.
UCGCUAGCUAGGUCUUACACAGUGGCGUAUGUUGGUAUUUUCGAAGCUUCCCUCUGAACUUUGUCUGUUCGAGUUGGCAACGAAAUUACUCGACGCCGUGCCGUCAACAUUCUGAAAUGAAAGAUAAUUAGCAAGAUGGCGUCCAAGAUAGCCAGCGUCAGCCAAACCUGUCCGAUAUGUUUGGAGUCUUUUCCCGUGGUGAAGAUGCUGAGUGUAUGCAAGCACAUCUUCUGCCCAAGGUGCCUUUCAAACCAUCUCGCAAAAUCAAACCCCGAAAGUGCGAUCAUUCAUUGUCCGACAUGUUACGCUGAGAGCCCUCUAUCGGAGAGAGGUGUCGGUGGUUUGGUUAACUACACUGGAGAUGGCACUGAUGUAGAAAACCUUGAACUAGUGGGAGCUGUUAGAGUUGGUGAUCAUUUUCACGAGAAACCGGCACCUGGAGCGCCAAAUGAGGCAUUAAAAGGAGGCGCCAUAGGCACCGUGACUGUUAAUAAGACCGACCUUGAUGGGGAGCUAAACGAAAUACCAUAUGGGAAACCUCGCCAGCGGGAUAUUGGGCAGUGUCAAUUGGUAUUUGAAAAGACCUACAACUCCGACAUUGUAAGCAUUGCAAAUCUCGGAAGCAAGUUUGCCGUCACUUACACCGUAAACGCUUCCGCUGGUUCACCAUACCAAAUCGACAUCUUCGAGUUCCCUGAUAAACCCAAACAUACGAUAACUCGAUACAUAACGGACCUGCGGCAUAUUGCUGCAACUCCUGAUGGUAAUCUGGCGGUCCUGUGUGUGCCGUUUGGUAGCAACUGUUCUGUUAGUAUAUUUGAUUCUGAAACAAGCAAUAUAAAAUCAACCACUUACCUAGAUGUCAUCGAGCGUAUGUAUAUGUUGUCAUUUGACGUCAUGGAACGCCAUAAAUGCGUUAUCAUGGACGGGGAAAUGGUGAAGGUGUUCGGUCAAGAUGGAUCCGUUGUCCUCUCACAGAAAGUCAAAGAAAGGUCUGGACAAAUAGCAUGUUGUGGCAGGUUCGUCUUUGUAACUGUAUGGAACCGAGGCAUCGAUGUCUAUGAGCUGAAAGAGAAUCAACUCGUCCACAUCACCAGAAGUGAACCCAUUGAGUACGUGUGUGAUGUUUCAGCUACAGACCGCGAUGAGGUGACGGUCCAGUGCGAGCGAAAUGGUUCUUGCUCCUUAGGGAGGUCAGUGUUUAGAACCAACGGAUUUUCAGAAUGGUCGUUUAAGAAUGUUGAACCACGCUCUCGAGGAGGAGGCGAUGUCUCUGUACGGGGACACCAUAUCGUGACAUCCAUUGGUAAAACAGUCCGCGUGUUUGCGGAUUGUAUAUAAGUCGGAGAGAUUAAACUCAUUAGAAGAUCAUGAUACAUGUACCUACCGCGUGUAUUUUGCGUGUUGUUUUGGGCAGAGUCGAUGAAAGGACGGACAUCAUGCGCCAAACAAGUAUUAGUUAGUUUUAGAAACAGAUAGUCCGGGAAUCAAGGAUUUUAUUAGUCGCUUUUUAAUUGUCUCUGAGAUAAAGGUUACGAAUCUCUAAACAAUUGGAGCGGAUACUUUUAGAAGGCGGACAUUUAAGACUGCUACACAGGCGUCAAUUUUCAAAUGUUGUGAACAAGAUAAUUAGCGACAGGAGAAGACGGAGUUGCUUUCUUCACCUGAUCGAGUUUGGCCAGGACAUGAGGGACUGCAACUUAAGAAAGUUAACCGAGAUGUAGAAUACCCGGCUUCGAUUUCAGUAAUCUGACCACCCCGCAUUCAUUAUUGAGACUCUGACCACUACUGUGGCGAUGAUCUUACCACGCGGGUCUCCCGAUGUCUCCCUUGGUGUUAGUUUUGAUACAUUUAGUCCUCAGAUCCGAAUGUUGCGAUGUCAGAAUCUGACCACCCCUCAUUCAUCAUUGCGACCCUGGCAUCUGUGUUGGUGAUGAUCUGACCACGCGGGUCGCCCAAUGAGUAUGGAUGGCUCGUUGAUCAGAAUGCUGCCAAGUGCGGCCUCUGACAGAUGGCAUGGCAGUCACAUCCCUAUAUAAAUCUUCUCUAGU